CUCACAACCUUGGAAGACAGCAAAUAAUCAUGGAUUUAGAAACGAUCAGGAAGUUUACGUUCCAGCGUAUUCUCAGUGAAGAUCCCAAAAACAAGUUCUUAGCCAUCCUCGGCGAAAUCCAGGAUCAGCCCGCAGUCAUCAUCGCCGAAAAGACUGCCUUCGACAACCCCACUGUUUCUGAACUAUUCCAACCCAAUUUGACGCCGGACGUCACUUUAACCGAAAGGAAUGACGUUUACCACUCGUACACCGCGACGAUUGCACAAGAUAUCGCGAAGCCUGGGAUCAAGGCCACUCUGAUCUGGCCAGCAACGCAGACUCACAUCAGGAAAUACUCCAAACAAGCCCGCCGCAUGAUCCGCGAAACUCCCGAGCUUUACCAGCAGAUCACCCUCCCCUACAUUACCUCCCAACUCGGCCCCCGCAUUCAAUGGGUCUACAACAUCCUCAACCACACCGCCGAAACCGACAGGAUCGUCUACGAAGACACCGAUCCCAACACCGGAUUCAUCUUGCUUCCAGACUUAAAGUGGGAUCGUGUGACACUGUCGUCGUUUUACCUCAUGGCCCUCGUAAACCGUCGAGACCUCCACUCCCUCCACGAUCUGAACACCACCCACCUCCCCCUGUUGAAGAACAUCCGCUCCAGCGCCCUCCGCGAAAUCCCGCUCCAAUGGCCCACCGUCUCCCCCGACCAACUCCGCCUCUACAUCCACUACCAGCCAUCAUACUACCACUUCCACGUCCACGUCACUCAUCUCGAAUAUGAGGGUGGCGAUGGCAUGGCGGUGGGUAGGGCCUGGCUGUUAGAUGAUGUGAUUGCGCAGUUGGAGGAGAUGGCGGAGGGAAGGGGGUUUGAGGGGAGGACCAUUACGUAUGUUUUGGGGGAGGAGAGUGGGUUGUGGAAGGAGGGGUUUAGUAAUGUGAAGGGGUAGGAGGAAGGAGGUUUCUAUAUUUUUAUUAGGGGUUUUUAUCUAUUUUCUUGUAUUGCAUGCAAUGCAUCUUACGGAAAACGAGAAACCUGGAGGAACACACUUGGGUUGCAAAACAUCGUCCGAUACAGUUCGUGGAACUCGUAGCAGUUAACCCGACAAUAGGUCUAAAUUAGAGAAUAUGAGAAAUAUGAACGCCAUACACAUAACCUAUCCAAACCAGUCAUAAUCAUCUUGAUCUUCCUCUUCCUCCUCGU
Saitoella complicata NRRL Y-17804 is the source of this 1189-nucleotide messenger RNA. Its product is annotated as scavenger mRNA-decapping enzyme DcpS. The transcript has 3 exons. The record is from RefSeq and is a predicted model, not a curated record. Gene Ontology annotation, biological process: deadenylation-dependent decapping of nuclear-transcribed mRNA. NCBI's taxonomy places the organism in Eukaryota, Fungi, Ascomycota, Saitoellomycetes, Saitoellales, Saitoellaceae. Bases 30 to 935 code for a protein of 301 amino acids. Gene Ontology annotation, molecular function: hydrolase activity; RNA 7-methylguanosine cap binding. Gene Ontology annotation, cellular component: P-body; nucleus.